Molecule: messenger RNA, 762 nt
Organism: Didymodactylos carnosus
Lineage: Eukaryota; Metazoa; Rotifera; Eurotatoria; Philodinida; Philodinidae
Source: the annotation of a GenBank genome assembly
AUGCGAACUCUGGCGACUGGUCCUUUGGAUACUCGACUCGAGACUCGUGCAUUUGCUGAUAUCAGUGAUAUGAGCUUCUUCCACAAUGAGCAGGAAGUUCUCUUCAGUCUCGGCUCUGUGUUUCGACUUGAGAAUGUGAUGUUCGAUGAGAGAGAGGCGUUGUGGCGUGUCAAGCUGACACUGUGUAAUGAAGAUGAUCAAGAUAUGAAGGAGAUGUAUGAGUAUCAGAAGAAGAGUGUUGGUGGUGGAGAUGAACAAGCCAGUCUCCUCUCACUUGGUUUUCUUUUGCACAACAUGGAUGAAUAUGAGAAAGCGAAACAAUAUUACGCUCGUGUAUUGGAUGAGUUGAGCGAUGAUGAUACAAAUGUUGUCCUGUGUCAUAAAAGACUCGGCGAAGUAAGUGCAUCACAAGGAGAAUAUGAUGUUGCACUCGAUCAUUUGAAUGAAGCCGUGAAACUGUACAAGAAGUUUCAACAUGCACAUGACACAGUAGAGAUUGCUGCCUGUUAUCAGUGGAUAGGCAGAGUGCACUUCCACAAAAAAGAAUAUGAAACAGCGCUUUCUUACUUGAACAAAGCUUUGGCUAUAAGACAAGCAAAGCUUCCUGCUGAUCAUGUUCAAACUGCCCAUACUCUAAGUGAAAUCGGUAAUGUUCACAAUUACCAAAGAGAUUAUGAUUCUGCCUUGUCUUAUCAUCAGCGUGCUCUUGUCAUGUACAAGAAGGUGUUGCCCCGACUCACUCUUACAUAUCAACUAGUCUAA